Hyla sarda is the source of this 1170-nucleotide messenger RNA. RefSeq names its product eukaryotic translation initiation factor 3 subunit H (gene EIF3H). The record is from RefSeq and is a predicted model, not a curated record. Gene Ontology annotation, cellular component: cytoplasm; cytosol; eukaryotic translation initiation factor 3 complex. Lineage: Eukaryota; Metazoa; Chordata; Amphibia; Anura; Hylidae. Gene Ontology annotation, molecular function: protein binding; translation initiation factor activity; metallopeptidase activity.
ACGCAGGCGACUACUUCCUGUUUCCGCCGUGCGUGUUCCCUCUCUCGCUCUCUUUCUUUCCAGCACCAGUGAACAUGGCAGCUCGCAGGGAAGCCGGCAGCGCGGCCCCGGUCACCGCGGAGAUCCCCGUGAAGCAAGUGCAGAUAGACGGCCUGGUGGUAAUGAAGAUCAUCAAGCACUAUCAGGAGGAAGGACAUGGCAGCGAGGUGGUGCAGGGAGUGCUGCUUGGCCUCGUGGUCGACGAUCGCCUGGAAAUAACAAAUUGCUUCCCCUUCCCGCAACACACUGAAGAUGACGUGGACUUUGAUGAAGUUCAGUAUCAGAUGGAGAUGAUGAGAAGCCUCCGCCACGUCAACAUUGACCAUCUCCAUGGGUGGUACCAGUCCACCUACUAUGGCACUUUCGUCAGCCGUGCCCUCCUAGACUCCCAGUUCAGCUACCAGCAUGCCAUUGAAGAAUCUGUGGUGCUAAUUUACGAUCCUAUUAAGACUGCUCAGGGUUCUCUGUCGCUCAAGGCUUAUCGACUGACUCCAAAACUGAUGGAAGUCUGCAAGGAGAAAGACUUCUCUGCGGAAGGAUUGAAGAAGGCCAACAUCGCCUUUGAGCACAUGUUUGAAGAGGUUCCUAUUGUCAUCAAGGACUCCCAUCUUAUCAAUGUGCUGAUAUGGGAACUGGACAAAAAGGCUCCUGUGUCUGAGAAGCACGAACUCCUCAGUCUGUCCAGCAGCAAUCAUCUGGAGAAGAGUCUUCAGCUCCUUAUGGACAGAGUUGAUGAAAUGAGCCAGGAUAUUGUAAAGUUCAACACGUACCUGAGGAACGCCAGCAAGCAGACGCAACAGAAACACCAGUACGUCCAAAGGCGGCAGCAGGAAAACAUUCAGCGGCAGAGUCGUGGCGAGCCGCCGCUGCCUGAAGAAGACAUUAGCAAGCUGUUCAAGCCACCGCUUCCUCCACCCAGAAUGGAUUCACUCCUCAUUGCAGGUCAAAUUAACACGUACAUCCAGAAUAUUAAGGAAUUCACCUCUCAGAAUCUAGGAAAGCUGUUCAUGGCUGAAGCUCUACAGGACCAGCCCAACUAACCAAACCACCGGACAGAUCGUCUGAGACAAACAUAACUUAAUAGCAACUAUCAUUUUCUGUACAAUUCAAUAAAGUCAUCUUUUAACAAUA